Molecule: messenger RNA, 705 nt
Organism: Saccostrea echinata
Lineage: Eukaryota; Metazoa; Mollusca; Bivalvia; Ostreida; Ostreidae
Product: dynactin subunit 3-like
Exons: 8
Coding region: 25-600 (191 amino acids)
Biological process (GO): cytoskeleton-dependent cytokinesis
Cellular component (GO): dynactin complex
Source: RefSeq, a predicted model, not a curated record
AGGUAUUAGCCCUUUCAAUUCAACAUGGCUGACCAUGAAUUAGAUGCGCUAGAGAACAGAUUAGAUAUAAUUGAAAAUAAGGUGUUUGGAAGCUCAGAGAAAGAUGCAUUUUAUCCCAAGGACAAAAAGAGGGCAGAUGAGUGCAUAGAAAAACUUGCCAACAUUCAAGAAAAGAUUUCUACUGCAACAAAAAAUAAGAAGAGGAUAUCUGAGAUUUAUAGAAAAUCCAAGGAAGUACAGAAGUAUUUAGACCCAGCCUAUACUGAUGAAAUGACAAUGAGUGAUGAAGCUAAGGAAGAAGUUAUCAUAGCAGAGGAAGAAUUUUUGAGGGGCCAAGCCAAACAUUUGGAAAUGAUGGAAGAAUUAAAGUCAACGUUGGACAGUGAACACCUUAAAUCUACUCCAAAGUUUACAGAAAAGUUUGAGGCCUUGAGUCAUAUUCAGAUAAAACAGCAGGACCAAACUUCAGAGCUUACUGAAGAAGCAAGAAAGUUGCUGGCAACAUAUAACAAUAUUAUUACCUUGGUAUCCAGGCAGUUUGUCCAAUGGGAUGAAAUACUGACUAAUAUAGAGGCCAAGAAAACAAAGACCAAAGACUAAAAUAUCAUAGAAAAAUGGUGUUAGUGCAAUAUUUAAUAAAACUAUCUGUACAAUAUAAGAUUAUUAUAAAGUUAUUAUUAGGUCUGUAUUUCUUUUCUCUAAGUU